AUGUCGUUGGUCUCAAAUAUCAUGGACCACCUUCCAAUUGGUGGGAGUGAGAGGGAGGCAGCUCUACCCCGCGAACCGUCGCAGGAGGAGAUCAAUACGCUGAAACAUAAAUAUAAAAAGGCAGGACAGGGACAUGUGUUUACUUUCUUCGAGGAGCUCAAAUCAACCGAAAAGGCUUGUCUCUUCCGCCAGCUCUCCAACUUCGAUCCAAACCGCAUCAAUGAGCUUGCCAACACUGCCCUCAAUCCCCCCGCCGCCAUUCAAGGUGCUCAAAAAACCACCGUCGAGCCCUUGCCGGAAUCCACCACGGCAUCCAUGAUUGACUCAGAUAGUGACUCUUUACAAAAAUUCUAUAAUACCGGUCUUGAACUGAUCGCUGCCAACAAAGUGGCUGUGGUACUGAUGGCUGGCGGCCAGGGGACUCGGUUAGGUAGCUCCGCACCAAAGGGUUGCUUUGAUAUUGGCCUUCCAAGCAAAAAGUCACUUUUCCAGAUACAGGCAGAGAGAAUUAUAAAGCUGCAGCAAUUGGCUCAAGUGUCAUCGGGCAAGGACAAAGUUGUUAUCCCUUGGUAUGUAAUGACCAGCGGCCCAACACGGCAGCCCACACAGACGUUCUUUGAAGAGCAUAAGUUUUUUGGUUUGGAGAAGGAGAAUGUUGUAAUAUUUGAGCAAGGGGUAUUGCCAUGCAUAUCCAACGAGGGGAAAAUUUUAAUGGAGAGCAAGUCAAAAGUGGCAGUGGCACCUGAUGGCAAUGGCGGCAUAUACCAAGCGCUUUUAACAUCUGGAGUUCGAACAGACAUGAGGAACAGGGGAAUAAAGCAUAUCCACGCAUACUGCGUUGACAACUGUCUCGUGAAGAUUGCUGAUCCCGUCUUCAUCGGUUUUGCAGCCUCCAAAAGUGUCGAUAUUGCUACAAAAGUCGUACGCAAGCGGAAUGCCACCGAGUCCGUCGGUCUCAUUCUGCUGAAAAACGGAAAACCAGAUGUCGUGGAAUACUCCGAGAUAGACAAGGAAACCGCUGAAGCCAAGGAUCCCAAGCACCCUGACGUUCUCAAGUUCCGCGCAGCGAACAUCGUGAACCAUUACUACUCAUUCAACUUCCUUGAGUCCAUUGAAGUCUGGGCCUCAAAAUUGCCACACCAUGUAGCCCGUAAGAAGAUUCCUUGCGUCAACUUGGAGACGGGGGAGAUCGUCAAAGCUGAGAGACCCAACGGGAUUAAGCUCGAGCAGUUUGUUUUCGAUGUGUUUCCAUUGCUGCCGCUUGACAAAUUUGCCUCGAUUGAAGUCAAGCGGGAAGACGAGUUUUCGCCAUUGAAAAAUGCCCGUGGCACAGGGGAGGAUGACCCUGACACUAGCAAAAGAGACAUCAUGCGACAAGGCGAGCGAUGGGUCCGCGCUGCUGGGGGUUUAGUGGAGAGUGAAUCGGAGGACGCAGCUGGCGUUGAAGUUUCUCCAUUGAUAAGCUAUGCUGGAGAGGGAUUGGGGUUCUUGAAGGGUCGAGUCAUCAAAGCACCAGCGCAAUAUAAGAAGAUGAUGGCCUCACGCCGUGCAUGCUACAAAUGUGGCAACAUUGGUCAUUAUGCUGAGGUGUGCUCGUCCGCGGAGCGCCUAUGCUACAACUGGGAGUCAAGACUAAUCAAAGCUCACACAGGCAAACAACCCGGACACGAGUCGAAUGGCUGCCCGCGUCCUCGCACAACAGAGACGAAACAAUGCUACCAUUGUCAGGGCCUUGGACAUGUGCAAGCUGACUGCCCAACCUUGCGCUUGAACGGGGGUGCCACGAGCGGCCGUUGCUACAACUGCAAUAUCCUCGGCCAUCUGGCUCGGAAUUGCCCAUCUACUGGCAUGCAAGGUGCCGGAAGAGGCGUUCCAUCAGCCCGUGGGGUUUUCAACUCUCCCUUUCGUGGUGCAUUCGCCGGAUAUGCCAGAACUGCUACGUGCUACAAAUGUGGUGGUCCAAACCAUUUCGCGCGGGAUUGCCAGGCUCAAUCUAUGAAAUGCUAUGCAUGUGGCAAAUUGGGUCAUAUCUCCCGUGAUUGCACUGCUCCCAAUGGUGGACCGUUGAGCUCCGUAGGCAAAGUCUGCUAUAAAUGCUCCCAGGCAGGCCAUAUCUCUCGCGAUUGCCCGACUAACACCACCGAAGCUGUUGCUUCGACCGCUGCGGAGCCCGCUGCCGAGACCGCAGCCGUGACGGAUGCUAACGUUGCCCCCGUUGCUGCAGCGCCCACUCCGGCAGUCGCUUAA
Molecule: messenger RNA, 2247 nt
Organism: Paracoccidioides lutzii Pb01
Exons: 10
Coding region: 1-2247 (748 amino acids)
Biological process (GO): UDP-N-acetylglucosamine biosynthetic process
Molecular function (GO): UDP-N-acetylglucosamine diphosphorylase activity; zinc ion binding; nucleic acid binding
Source: RefSeq, a predicted model, not a curated record